AUGUCGACAUCUCCCGACCAGGAGAAGAGGAAGGAGCCCCUCGACGAGGAGGACCUGAGCUCUUCUUCGUCGUCGGAGGACGAGAUGGGCCCCGCCCCCAUGCCAGCAGCUGUCGCCCAACCAGCAAAGAAGCGGCAGAAACUACGCAGACAAUUGGCCCAUGAGAAGGAGUAUCUUGAAAAUCUUCCCAGUGCGGCGAUGUACGAGAGGAGUUUCAUGCACAGGGCUUCGGUGUCGCACGUGGUCGUGUCGAAGUCGCAGGAGUUCAUCAUAACGUGCUCGACUGAUGGUCAUGUUAAGUUUUGGAAAAAGCGGAAAAUAGGGGUUGAAUUCGUAAAGCACUACGCAGCUCACAAAGGACCGAUAGCGUGUGCCACCAUCAGUGCUUCCGGAAUGGAAUUCGCCACACUAGGCAAACUGGAUAAAUGUGUGAAAGUGUUUGAUGUCGCCGGUUUCAACAUGGUUAUGAUGCACAAAUUCUCGACAUUCGAUCCUCUUUCCUGCUGUUUUAUCCACGAGGCCGAUUCGCCCUCGCCGACCCUAGCCGUAUCUAACACGGCAAACAGUAAAAUUGAAAUCUGGCCGAUAUCGAAAUUAGGCAACCCCAAGGCUAAACCGAAGACGUAUACGGCCCACCUCGACCCAGUGCAACACAUAAAAUACAACGAUAAACUGAAGUUGGUGGUGUCGAUUGACACUGGUGGUCUCAUCGAUAUUUGGGACCCGAUUACCCUACAGCUGCCCGAAAGUGUUUCCUUCACUUCCAAGUUCGACACAAGCCUAUUCGACCUCAAAACCGCAGAGACUACUGCCUUCGACCUGUCCAUAUCUCCCAAUGGAGAGCUCUUCGCUGUCCUCGGCAAAGACUCUCAGGUUAGGGUCUUCAGAACUAGAACCGGCAAGCUCUUCAAGGCUUUCGAUGAGUCUCUCGACGCGACCAGCAUCGCUCAGUCGGAUCCUCUAAUGAAGCAAGUCCAUCUGGAUGGAUUUGAUUUCGGCCGUCGCUGCGCUGUUGAAAAGGAGUUGCUGAAAUCCCCCGAUGCGAUGUAUCAAACAAUUGAUUUCGAUCAGUCGGGAAAUUUCAUAAUCUACCCGACGAUGGUUGGCAUCAAGAUCGUUAAUCUGGUCACUAAUCAUUUGUCGGCUCUACUAGGUAAAGUCGAGUCCAGCGAGAGGUUCCUCGCCACUGCAUUACUCCAGCCGAAGCCUGUGCGGCAGAAGGUGAAUCCUGGAGGAGAGGACAACAUUGCAGCUGCCAAGGCUGGAGCAUAUGAAUACGUCACUGACCCGACUCUAGUGGCCUCCAGUUUUAAAAAGAAGAGGUUUUAUCUCUUCACGAAGCGCCUUCCGACCGACACUGGAGCCGGUCAGCAACGUGAUAUCUUCAAUGAGAAGCCAACAGCCGAUGAGAUGUCCGCUGCUGCUGCCGCUGCUGCCGGUGAUAGGAAGCCUCAGAUCAAGAUUGGUAAAAAGGCUAUUAUUCAUACGGACUUUGGUGACAUCCAAAUUGAACUCUAUGGCAAGUUGGUGCCGAAAACGGUGGAGAACUUCUCAAAGCACGCACAGGAUGGUUAUUAUGACGAUGUAGUGUUUCAUAGGGUUAUCAAUAAGUUCAUGAUACAAACAGGCGAUCCUGAAGGCACCGGAAUGGGUGGCAGCAGCAUUUGGGGCGGCGACUUUGAAGAUGAAUUCGUGCCCGAGUUGGACCAUUCACAACCCUAUAUGGUGUCAAUGGCUAAUGCGGGGCCCAACACAAACGGCUCGCAGUUCUUCAUUACUACUGUGCCUUGUCCAUUCCUUGACAAUAAGCAUACUGUAUUUGGAAAAGUGACUGCUGGUCAGGAUGUGGUUCAUAAAAUAGAGGGGGUGAGAACUGAUGCGGAAGAUAGACCUCGGGAAGAGAUACACAUCCAAACGAUUAAGAUUGAGUGA
Messenger RNA from Perkinsus marinus ATCC 50983, 1932 nucleotides. Its product is annotated as Peptidyl-prolyl cis-trans isomerase cyp15, putative. Bases 1 to 1932 code for a protein of 643 amino acids. Gene Ontology annotation, molecular function: peptidyl-prolyl cis-trans isomerase activity; protein binding. The record is from RefSeq and is a predicted model, not a curated record. The transcript is spliced from 18 exons. NCBI's taxonomy places the organism in Eukaryota, Perkinsozoa, Perkinsida, Perkinsidae. Gene Ontology annotation, biological process: protein peptidyl-prolyl isomerization; protein folding.